Ilyonectria robusta is the source of this 2291-nucleotide messenger RNA. RefSeq lists its product as uncharacterized. Gene Ontology annotation, cellular component: nucleus. Gene Ontology annotation, biological process: positive regulation of transcription from RNA polymerase II promoter by galactose; DNA-templated transcription. Gene Ontology annotation, molecular function: zinc ion binding; RNA polymerase II cis-regulatory region sequence-specific DNA binding; DNA-binding transcription factor activity, RNA polymerase II-specific. The record is from RefSeq and is a predicted model, not a curated record. Lineage: Eukaryota; Fungi; Ascomycota; Sordariomycetes; Hypocreales; Nectriaceae. Bases 85 to 2202 code for a protein of 705 amino acids. The transcript has 5 exons.
AACUUUUCGGUAUUUUGUGCUCUGCGGAACCUCAUCAUCUCCACGCUGCACCACGUAUUGUCCACUUUCGGCUGUCGGUCAACCAUGUCCAGCGAGAAAAAACGACGCUUUCCGUACACGCGCGUUGCCUGCGACAAAUGCCAGCGCCGCAAAAUAAAAUGCAGCGGGGAGCGGCCGUGCAAAGGAUGUCGUGAGAGUGACGACAUGUGCGUCUACAAACGCACCACGCGCUUCCGCUCUGCACGCCGUAGCUCCAUUGGUGCAAAUACUCAAAGCUCCGAGGAGGCGGGAGAAAAGAACAAUGAGAUUGUAGUAUCGCAGUCCACGAAUCCGGCUUCCGGUCGGCGGAGUGUGGACCUUACAGCUUCGGCUCUCCCGUCUAUGCUGGACAAUUCCGAUUACUAUCUUCGUCUUGCUGAGAAGCGUCUUGUCGCUUUGAGCCCUGAUCAAAGCGAUGCGCCACCACAACGUCUCCGGAAGACGAUGGUCGGAGCUGAGUCCAUACAGCAGCUGAUGGACCAUCGCAGCCACGGAGCACCGGGCGGCCUCCUGGCAGCCUUUGAAGCAAAGUACUGGAUCAAGCUUUUACUCAUUUACGAGGAAGAAAUAGGUCUCCAAUAUCCAUUUCUUGAUAUCGAAAAAUUGAAGCAAGAUGUCAGGGCGAUCCAUAUUGCUCGAAGCAGUGUGGGAGGACGUUCCACGGUACCAAAAGCGCGUAAAGAGGAACGCCUGGAAGAUGUCGCCCUCGUCAUCCACGCCAUUGUUUCAACGCUCGCGGAUCCUGCGGCCAUUGAGAUUGCCAACCCAGCGAUUGAUGAGAUAUUCACGGGCGCCAUUGGCAGGACGCAGCUGAAUGGCGUUGACAGGGACGAGCUAUGCGUACUAAUCCUAUGCAGUAUGUACUAUUUUCUGAGCGACAGAGAGGUCACGGCGUGGCGAGGAAUAGGUAUCGUCAUGCGGCUACUUCAUGAGCUGAGCUGCCAGAGCUCCGACGAUUUACGCGUCAAAUCCUUAUCGGAACAGCUACAAAGUGUAGGGGAAAAGCUCUACUGGUCCUCAUACACACUCGAUCGCCGUUGGGGCUUUGGGACGGGCCUACCGUUUGCGAUUCAAGAUUGUGACAUUAAUCAUCAUCCCAGCUUUGCGGACGACUCACUGUCAUCUGCAUACCUGAAAUCUAUGGUCGCAUACGGUAGUGUCGCAUCCGAAGUCCGAAAAUGCAUCCUCGAUGCAUCCCUAUCCCUGCCCGCAACAUCAGCAUCAGUACGCGAUCUGCUCAACUUCAGGGUUGUACGAUGGCAGAAAAAUCUCCCGGCGAGGCUCCAGUUUGGCGGUGUUGAUGACAAGUUCGACUCAACCAGAGAGAGUCGCGGGGAGUACAAGCUGCGUCUCAUGCUCUAUCUAAGAGCAAACCAGAUGCGAACCGUCAUCCACAGGAAGUCGACAGUUCAAUCUGAGCCGGGUAGUUUCGAUCCUUCCAGCAUCAAUGACAUGGUGGAAAUUGCGCAGGAUACUAUUCGAAUCCUCGUUGGGCUGGCUCAAACGACGGAUAUUUACCACGCGCAGCACAGGACCUUCAACCACUUCCUAGAGACGGCCUUAUCAUCUUUGCUUCUCAUAAUGUGCUGUUCAGGGUCUGAGCAGAGUGUUUUAUGUCUGCAGGAUGUCGUUGCAGCGAUGGAGCUUGUCCGGCAAUUAUCAGCACAGUCACCCAUCUCACGAAGGCUCGGAGACAAGUUGCAGGGCAUACAGGACGUUGUGGACAAUAUCCAAUCGCAGGGCCAGGGUUUACCACAUUCUGUGAAUACUUCCGCCAGCUCAGAACCGGGACCAGCACCAACUGAUACACAGCUGAGUUCAGCAGGACCUUCACUCCCAUACUCAACAGCCGAUCCUCAAACUACAGAGGCCAUACCUGAGGAGUCAAUGGCAACAAGCCAAAAUUUUGAUCUGAUCGAUCCGAGUCUCCAACAAGUACCAAUGCAACAACUUCCAUCUGACAACAUCUCACCCCAAAAUACGUUAUAUCCGCCGACAUUCUCUUCUACGUCCGAUCCCUCUCAACAAAUGGUUAUGGGCAUGGGUCCUUUGCCACCCUUGGAUAUCUCGAGUGCUUUUGAGUCACUCGAUGGCGAUUUCCGUGCUUUGCAAUCAACAGAAUUGUGGGAGAUUUUAAAGGAGUAUGAGAAUUUUGGUUUCUAGCGGGAACUUUUACUCAACUGUAUUGAGAUAAACGAGAAUACGUUAUCUGUACAAACCAUGAAGUAAUCUGCCAUGUUAAUCAAGUAAUA